Brassica rapa (field mustard) is the source of this 5866-nucleotide messenger RNA. Its product is annotated as protein NLP9. NCBI's taxonomy places the organism in Eukaryota, Viridiplantae, Streptophyta, Magnoliopsida, Brassicales, Brassicaceae. Gene Ontology annotation, molecular function: DNA-binding transcription factor activity; protein binding. The record is from RefSeq and is a predicted model, not a curated record.
GAAUAUAUGUAUAUUUUUUAAUGAAUUUUUGAUAUAAAUCAAUUUUAAAUUAUUAUUUUAAUUUGAAUAUAUAUAUCAAGUAACAUAAAUUCAUUACUUUUUUUUCUAACUUACUGCUAUCCAUGUUUCUAAACAUCAUUAUAUUUAUUUUUCUAUUACUAUUAAUGUUGUCAAACAAAAACUUAAAGUACUUCUACUUUAAUAAAAUAGAUUUCAGAGUUUUAAUGGCAGUUUUCUCUAUACAUUAGUUAAAAGUAGACCUUGUUAUUUAAUGGUUUUGUACUAAUAACGUUUAUCUUUGUUAAUUCUAUAAAUUAAAACUAUCUUAAAGAACUAAAAUUGAAGAUGGAGUCUGAAGAUGACUUUGUGUGUUGAAAUAAUCCUUUGGUAUUCUCAUAUUUAAAUGUAUCGACCAAUUGAUUAUUGUUUGAUUCAUGGGUAGUGGACAAUUAGUAUACUGUUGCCGACAGUCGCUCCAAUACUAUGGGAGAUCAAGUAAAUUAUAAAUUAAUACGUGAUCUGAUUAUUUUAAGAGAUGCGUAAACACAAUGAUUUAGGUUUACGAUCAUCUUUGUUGGUUUUUACAUUAUUCCUUUUUAUACCAUAUUUUAAAUUAACGAUUGUGCAAAAUUCAAGUUUUAUGACGACAUAAAGCAUUAAGCAACACAAACAGAUCGACUUUUUUGCUAACACAUAAAGAAAAGAGAAGUAGUUAUUUUGCUAUUUAAAGUCCUUUUUGUCAGCUUUAUUCUAAUUAUAAUCGUUGUUGUUUUAUAUGGAAAAGAGGAGAAAGUGACAGCUCUCUCUCACUGAUUGAGUUAAUGAAUGAGAGAAGUGACGUCAGAUUAGCAAAGCCAUGGCUACGAAAUCUAACAGCUGCACACAUGUCACAUUUCUCAUCCACUGCAGCCUAAAGUUAUCCUUCUGUUUUUUUUUUUUUGAGCAACAGUUAUCCUUCUGUCUAAAACUCUUUUUAGACCAUCUCAAUGUGUUUUUCUAUUUUCCUAAAAAACGAAUAACUUUACAAUAAAAAUAAAAUUUACUAUAAUGUAUCGUUUUUUUGUCAACACUAUAAUGUAUCAUUUAAACAACGUUUUCUCUAUAUUUUAAAAUAAAAUUAGAAAAUAAUGUUAUUUUUUUCUAAAAAUAUGAAAAUAACAUUAAAAAUAUAUUAAAAUAAAUUUACCUUUAAAUCAAUAAGAGAAUCAUUCCCAAAAAUGUACUUAUGAAAAAUUAUUAUACUUUUUUAUUAACUAAUUAUUUUUUGUCUUACUUUAUAUUUUUCUAAUUAUAUAAUAUUUAAUACAUUUAAUUAAUCCUAACAGUUUAAUCGGUACUCGAGGAACUUAAUUUUUAAUUAUUACUCGAUUAACUUUGGUGAACCAAGUUUAUAAAUCAUUUUUUGGACGCAUACUAACUGGACUAAAGAAUUAUUAUACAUAUAUAAAAUUUCAAUAUACUAAAUAUCAUCAUUUCUAAACAUGUCUCAUGAUAUUAUUAUAUACUUUCAGAGCUUUUUUAUGUUAAGCUUUUUUUCUCUAAAUAAAAAAGCUUUCAUUAAUUUGAGUAUUCAAAUAUAUGUUUUGGUAUUUCAAAUAUUUAAUAAUCAAAAAAUAUCCAAAAUGGAUCCUAAAACUUAAAAAUACCUAAAAAUAUUCAAAUACCCAAAAUUUUAUCCAAAAUUUGAUCUGAAAACUUAAAACUGCCAAAAUAUUUAUCUGAAUACCUGAAUUAUAUUUUUGAAAAUAUGAAAUUGUACCUUAAACUCGAAACUAUAACCGCAAACUCUAAUCUGAAAUAUGAAAAGAUAUUCGUAAUACCAAAAUAUACUAUAAUACUCAAAUAUGAGUAUACAACUAAUUUAUACAAGAAAUUUUGGAUAUUUCAAAUAUCUGAUGAGAUCUCGGGUAGGACUAGACCUGAAGGCCAAAUAGGUAUUUUAGCCUAAAUUUGCUUAAUCGAACAUGUAAUUUUUGGUAUGUUCUGAUUCGAGUUUUUUUAGAGUAAAAUGUUCAAACCUAUGAAAAACUAGCAUAUAUUUAUUUUUUUAAUUAUAGUUUAAAGAAUGAAAACGCGGAUCAAAAUCUAGUACUACUAUUAAAAACAAAUAUAUAAAUAAAUAGCCCUUAACUUUUUUCAUAGUUCUCUAAAUACUUAUUUCUCUCAUCUAAUUAUAUUAUUCCAUGAAAAUAAAAUAAAUAUCACAUACUUUUCUCAUUAUUACCUCAUAUAUGAGGUGGUGGGGUCGAUGAGCAAAAGCCUCGUUAUUUACGGCUCAGUGAGUCACAAACACACGCCAAAAGCAGAGAACAACACAAACAAACACCAUUAAAAUAAUAAGGAACCUCGAAGAAUCUCUCCUCCAUUAAUGGAACCAUCUCUCUCUAUGCUGAUGUAGUUCCCACGAGCUUCAGAGCAAGCUUGUACCGCAAUUUCCUCUAACAGAAACCAUAUCGGCUAGUAUAUACAGUCCUGAGUAUAUAUAUUUUAUUAAAUAAGUUUUCUUCUUUUUUAUAUAUUCCUCGGUGGCUUAAACCUUCCUCUCCCACAAUACAACUCACGGCUUAACCUCUUUGAAAAUCUCAUACACUCUUCUAUAUUGCUUGAGGCUCCAGGUUCAGCUCUACAACUUACAAGUUCAUUUCUUUGUUUAAUGGUGUUUGUUUACUUUGAAUAGCUUUGAAUCCCUAUCACCUCCUGAAUUGUGCUGUUGCUGCUUUAAAUAAUGUUAGUCGACAAUACAGUAGUUUAAUUUUUGGAUUUAAGAUUUAUUUAUUUUCUUUUCCCUGCGGUGAAGUUUGUCUUGUUUAGUUUUGGAGAUAGAGCAUAACUUGUUGGGAACAUAAACAUUUAGUGAAUCUAAUCUGGUGUUUUGUGGUUUAUUCCUUGUCUUCUGUAGAAUACGCAUGAAAAAUUGAAAACUGAACCAAACUGAUAAAAGAUCAGUAUUACCAAGAAACCAAACUUUGUCCUUGUGUCAGUCUAAUCAUCAAAAGAAUGGAUAACACUUCUCCAGAUAUUCCAGCAGAAGAAAUGGAUGGUUGGGUUAAGAAUCUGAUCUCUGAAGAAGACAUGUUUAGCUCUUCUUCAGACCUUGUGAACUUUGAAUCUUUUGCUUCUUGGUGCAACACCCCUUCCGCUUCUGAUAUCUUGUUCACUCAAUACGGCUUAACCAACUCUCAAUCCACUACGCCUACGCCUUUUGGAGGUUUCACUGCAUUACCUGCAGAGCUUUCUCCUUCUUUCCAUGGUUUAGAAAGGUGUUACGUUGGCGAGAAAAGACCGGUGCAGGAGAUGAGCUCUCAGCUUCAUUACCUAUCAGGUAAAAGAAGCAAGAGUAGUGCAAUAGAGUGUAGUGUUCCAAGGUCAUUGAGCUACUCACUUGAUGAGAAGAUGCUUAAGGCGUUAAGUUUAUUUAUGGAGUUCUCUGGAGAGGGGAUUCUGGCUCAGUUUUGGACUCCUGUUAAGUCUGGAGAUCACUACAUGCUUAGUACUUGUGAUCAGGCUUACUUGCUUGACUCGAGGUUAUCUGGAUACCGUGAAGUGUCGAGAAAGUAUACAUUCUCUGCAGAAACAAGCCAAUACUCUUCUCCAGGUCUUCCAGGGAGAGUCUUUAUCUCCGGAGUUCCUGAGUGGACAUCAAACGUGAUGUAUUACAAGACAGCUGAGUAUUUAAGGAUGAAGCAUGCUCUAGAUAACGAUGUUCGUGGCUCCAUUGCAAUUCCUGUUCUUCAAGCAUCUGGUUCAUCUUGUUGUGCUGUCCUUGAACUUGUGACAUGCAGGGAGAAACCAAACUUUGAUUUGGAGAUGGACUCUGUUUGCCGUGCUCUCCAGGCUGUGAACUUACAAACAUCAACUAUUCCUCGCUGCCAGUACGUUUCAAGCAACCAAAAAGAAGCUUUGUCUGAGAUAAGAGAUGUCCUUCGAGCAGUGUGCCAUGCACAUAGGUUGCCUCUAGCUCUAGCUUGGAUCCCCUGCAGCUACUCGAAGGGAACCAACAAUGAGCUGGUCAAAGUCUAUGGGAAAAAAUCAGAUGAGAAUUCUCUUCUUUGCAUAGAAGAGUCUGCAUGUUAUGUGAAUGACAUGGACAUGGAAUGCUUUGUAAAUGCAUGCAUGGAGCAUUAUCUGAGCAAAGGGCAAGGAGUUGCAGGCAAAGCAUUCGUAUCAAACAAACCGUCUUUCUCAUCCGAUGUAAAGACAUUUGAUAUCAGCGAGUACCCUCUUGUUCAGCAUGCUAGAAAGUUUGGUCUUAAUGCUGCAGUUGCUACCAAACUAAGGAGCACGUUCACUGGGGACAGUGACUAUAUACUCGAGUUUUUCUUACCUGUAAACAUGAAGGGAAGCUCAGAACAACAACUUUUGCUAGACAGUCUCUCUGGUACGAUGCAGAGAAUAUGUCGGACUCUGAGAACUGUUUCAGAUGAAGUUGGACUUUGGAGUGGAGACAGAAUGUUAAAUCUUACACAAUCUACUGUUACAGAAGGAAGCUUUCAGACAACAUUGCUUGAUACAGAUCUCAACUAUACUAGAAGUGUCUUCUCGAGUGAUAUAGCAGGUUCUCAUGGAACUCUUCAACAGGAAACUAGCGGAGCUAGAAGACCAGAGAGGAAGAAAAGCAGCACAGAGAAGAAUGUGAGCUUAAACGUUCUCCAACAGUACUUCUCUGGGAGCUUAAAGGAUGCUGCAAAGAGUCUUGGUGUUUGUCCGACUACACUCAAACGGAUAUGCAGACAACACGGAAUCAUGAGGUGGCCAUCUCGCAAGAUUAACAAAGUGAAUAGGUCACUGAGGAAAAUACAGACAGUGCUGGACUCUGUCCAAGGUGUAGAAGGAGGACUAAAGUUUGACUCAGCGACAGGCGAGUUCAUAGCAGUUGGCUCUCUUGUUCAAGAGUUUGAUACUCAAAAGAGUCUACCAUGUCAUCAUGACGAUGCAUUUUUAAAGAGACAGUGUGACAUGGAUGAAGAUGUGUCUUUAGAGCUUUUGAAAGUCAAGUCUCAUGAUGGUGGGAAGGUUAAGUUGGAGGAUAGUGUUGAAACAAAUGAAGCAAGACCUGCAGGAUCUUUGAUGGAGCCAUGGGUAAGCAAACAGUCUGGCUUGAACUAUAGUGAUGAUUUUGAUAUAGGGACAAGGAGUGCAGAUGUAAAGAAAGAUAAAGACCUUGGUGUCCGUAGGUGCCUGAGCUCUCUAGCACUUGCUGAACCAAACCCAUCUAUCUCAAGUAGCAUGUCAGAUUCAUCAAAUGGUUCAGGAGCAGUUCUUGUUAGAAGUUCAUCUACUUCCAUGGAACAAGAUCAUAACCAAACAUUCAGAACUCAUAACAGUAGCAGCGAGAGUGGAUCAUUACUGACUGUUAAAGCAACUUAUAGAGACGACACUAUACGAUUCAAGCUUGAUCCAUUUGUGGUUGGGUGUUCUCAGCUAUACAAAGAGGUUGGUAAGCGUUUCAAGCUGCAAGAGGGCGCGUUUCAGUUGAAAUACUUGGAUGAUGAUGAAGAAUGGGUGAUGUUGGUGACAGAUUCUGAUCUUCAAGAAUGUUUAGAGAUACUAAACGGUAUGAGAAAACAUACGGUGAAGUUUUUGGUCCGUGAUAUACCUGGUGCUGCAAUGGGAAGUUCAGGAGGUAGUAACGGGUACCUCGGAACAGGUUCCUAGCAUCUGUGUUAGAACCACAUAGUAUCAUAUAUAGAAACACAUUAUAUCUAUGUUUGGUCUGACAUGUAGAAAGACGAAAGAUAUGUGUAGUGGAGUUGAAAGAAUGUAUAUAAUCAUAGAAAGACAGAUAUAAGAUUGCAUUUUGGCUUCAAAAUAAGUUGUAGAAGUAGAUCUUGAAUGAAUAUAUUGGCUUGUCUUUGGCGUUCCUGUA